AUGUCAACCGGACAUCCAGACGACAUUGAGCUUUCGAGAGUCAGAGGUACUGCUACUAGCGAACCUCUUGAUGAUACCAAGAAUGAUUCUAAUAUCGAAAAAAAAGAUGAUAUUAUGGUUAGAAGUGGUAUAAAUGAAGCGAUUGACCCGCAUAAACAACUCACAUUUGCGGUUGAUACUGACGCAGAUGCUGUAGAUGGAACAGAUGGUGCACAAGAUGCAAAUAUCGCAGACAAUGCAGAUGCUGCAGCAGAGACCACUGUACGUUUAGAAGAUUCUGACGAUAAACCACCUGAUGGUGGCUUUAAAGCGUAUUCCGUGUUAGUAGGUUCAUAUUUUACGAUUUUGACUAACUUAGGUCUUAUUAAUUCUGUUGGUGCGAUUCAAACAUAUAUUUCUGAGCAUCAGUUGGAAGGUAUAAAUGCUAUAAGUGUUUCAUGGAUUUUCUCUAUCUACCUUUGUCUUGCGUAUGGGGUAGGGCUUGUUACAGGUAGUGUAUUCGAUAAGAGAGGUCCUUUAGGACUAUUGAUCGUAUCGGCUGUGUUAAUAGUUGUAGGUUUAUUCGGUGCAGCUUACAGUAAGACCGUGUAUCAAUUUAUUUUGAGUUUUAUGGCUGUUGGAAUUUCAAAUGGGUUAUCGCUUACCCCAUCGGUUGGUGUAAUCAACCAUUGGUUUUCCAAUAAAAAGAUUGGUACGAUUCAAGGGCUCUCCACUAGCGCAGGGUCCUUAGGUGGGUUAGCAUUCCCAUUAUUAUUGAGAUAUUUAUAUCCUACCUAUGGAUUUUCGAUAGCGCUUAUUGUUUUGGGAUGUAUCUGUUUCGCUUGUAUGUUAAUUGGAAUUGCUUUAAUCAGAGUAAGAGUAAAGAGAAAGCCACAAGAAGUAGGUUCCUUAUCUGAUGCAAGACCUGAAGCAUUGUCAAAAUGGAAGAAAGUAAAGAAGGAAUCAAAAGUUUUGAGUUUCAAACAUUUGAAAGAUACUAAAUACGUUCUUCUUAUUAUUGGUGCAUUUUUCGCAGAACUUUCAUUAGUGUUGAUUGUCACCUAUUAUGCUACUUACGCGAUUGCACAGGGAGUUUCCGAAUCGACGGCUUACAUAUUGUUAACUGUUUGGAAUGCCACUGGUAUUUUAGGUAGAUUUUUGCCAGGCUUGGGUUCUGAUUUCCUUGGGAAGUUCAAUGUGAAUAUAUUGAUGCUUAUAGGCUACAACUUAUCCAUAUGUGCAUUGUGGGUUCCUUUUGGGCAUAACUUGAAGGUUUUGUAUGCCUUUGCAGCUCUUGGAGGUUUUUUUCUGGGACUGAUUUUGUCAAUGGUUCCGAUUUGCUUAGCCCAAGUUAGUUUGGUUGUGGAAUUUGGGGAAAGGUAUGGUUUGUUGAACUUCUUCCUUAGUUUGGGUAAUUUGUUCGGUGUUCCGAUUGCAGCUGUUAUUAUUGGAAAUGGUAGCGUCCAUAACUAUAAUAUGUUUUCAAUUUUGGUGUGUGUAUGCUCUGUCAUUGGUACUUUAUUCUGGUAUUUGAGUAGACAUUCAAUCGUUGGAUUUAGAUUGAAUGUAAAAAUUUAA
Molecule: messenger RNA, 1557 nt
Organism: Debaryomyces hansenii CBS767
Lineage: Eukaryota; Fungi; Ascomycota; Pichiomycetes; Serinales; Debaryomycetaceae
Product: DEHA2G19294p
Exons: 1
Coding region: 1-1557 (518 amino acids)
Biological process (GO): transmembrane transport
Cellular component (GO): fungal-type vacuole membrane
Molecular function (GO): transmembrane transporter activity
Source: RefSeq, a predicted model, not a curated record